CUUCCUGUAAGGUCUGUAUUAAUAUUAUUCUAUCAUUUACAUCUUUUUCAAAGUAGUCAUGUUAUUCAACGCCAUAAUCAUUGGUGAUUAACUGUAUGUUGGGUUGUGUUUUCCAGACGCAAAACCAAAGCAGUAACAACAUGGAUGCAAAUAUAAUCCAGCAGCUGCAACAUUUGCAGCAGCUCCUUAUGAAACAGCAGGACUCGUCGGCUAGACAGGAAGCGGACCAAGUCAAGUUCGACAAGAAACUCUUGGACUUCGACUAUGGGUCGGAUGACGACGAUGAAAAUGCAGCUCCAUCUCCGCAGCCACAACAGUCCACUGGCUUAGAGAGCAUAUUAUCAAAUCCUGAGGUGAUGCGGCAGCUGCAGAAUCUGCAGCAGCAAAUGAGUCAGCAGCAGAUGAAACAGCAGCAGCAUGAAAUGGAAGAAAAACUGAGAAAACUACAAGAGAUGAAGCAGCAGGAAGAAGAGUUUGAUAAACACCUGGCUCAAACUCUCCCUAAUCUUCCCUUUGCAUCUGAAUGUGAAUUAAAACCCAUUGAAAUCAAACCGCCACAACCUCAAAUCAUGCGAUACGACCAGCAUGAUUUUGACCAGCAUAAGCCAGCAUACACUUUCCCUGUCAUGGACAUGUCGCAACCCCCUCCAGGAUACCCGCCAACUCUUCCAGUUGACCAUUCAGCUGGGGGACAUACUUCAGUACAGAAAGAUGCUCUACAUGAGGAUGGAGAGCAGGCAGAUUCUGAGGUGGAAUUCGUGGAAAGAACAGGACCUGAUACAAACUGUAUAGAAAUUAUCAACUUAGAUCGAAGUCGUUCAAGAAGUCCAUCAUUGAGCAACUCUAAAAUGUACCGGCGACGGCGAAGUCGGUCAAGGUCUCGUGAUCGAAGACGUGGAAGAAGGUCACGAUCAAGAUCUGCUUCUGAUGGGGGAAGGUCACGGUCCCGAUCUCGGCGGAGAAGAACAAGAUCUCGAGAACGAGACCGGGAGAGAGAGAAGGAACGAGAGAGGGAAAAACGAGGUUUACCUCCUAUUAAGAAGGAUCAUUUAUGUGUGUGCAGUACCACACUCUGGGUUGGACACCUGUCAAAAUUGGUACACCAGGAAGAACUGUCGGAUACUUUCGGUGAAUAUGGAGAUAUUGUGUCUAUCGAUUUGAUCCCUCCUAGAGGCUGUGCAUUUAUUUGUAUGAAUCGGCGACAAGAUGCAUACAGGGCACUACAGAGGCUGAAGAAUCAUAAGCUGCAGGGCAAGGCCAUUACGUUGGCCUGGGCUCCUGGUAAAGGAGUUAAGGGAAAGGAAUGGAAGGAUUACUGGGAAGUGGACCUUGGUGUUUCUUAUAUCCCUUGGGUAAAACUUACUCGGGAUUCUGAUUUGGAUGCUGUGGAGGAAGGUGGCAUGAUUGAUGAAGAAACCGUUCCAGAGUGGAUUAAGAGCCACAUGCAACAGCAGCAGCAACAGCACCAGCAGGAACAGCAGCAGAAUUCUGUUCCAUCCACUCCAGUGCUAGGCCCUGACCAGAUAUCUGCUGCAGACAUGGGGGUCUCAGCCCCCCCUCCUGGCUUCAUUCCACUUCCUGAAGGUUUGCCCGUACCUGCCUCUGCCAUCCCCACUACCUCAGUGGCACAAGGCGUAGGAGUCGACACAUCACAACCUCCACCCCUGCGACCACCAGAGGGAGGAUUAUCUGCUCCAGGACUGCCAGGGAUUCCAACCGGAAUGCCUGGAACUAUAACGGGUGUACCGCCACCGGGUGCAAUGCCUAUGGUAUCACCUUUUGCUCUUCCCAAUGUACCUCGUCUCUUAGCUCCAAUGGGCAUGGCUAUGGGCCAUGGAAUGAUGCCAAAUGUCCCAAUUGGUGUUCCUCCUCCAGCCAUGCAGGGUCUGCUGAUGCCACCUACUGGACAGAUGAUGCAUCAGCAAAUGAUCGGUGGUGUGCCCCAGCCAGUCAACUCCCCCUUCAAUGCAGGCCCUGGCACCCCAGUGGGCAUCAUACCUGGACCCCAUCCCCAUGGCCAGUUAAGUCAGAUCCCUCUUCCUGCUCCUGCAGCCCCCCAGGAUAAACCCAAUACUGGGCUUCCCCACACAGCACCUCCUAUUGGAGUGCCACCUCCCACGUCUGAAGCCAACCUGCCAGGGCUGAGUGAAGCUAUGCUUCGUGUCCCUUUCGGAGUUCCGCCAGGGAUGCAUCCACAAGCCCGCAACAUUCCCUUGCGAGUAAAUGCUGAGGGUGGGAACAUGGAGAUGGAUGUUCCAGAUGGUGAACCACCAAAGACAAAUGAGCAGGCAGAUGGAUUGAUGAGGAUAAGUGACCCGAUGUUGGCUGCCUUGGGUGGCAGAGGUGCACCACCAUAUGGACACCCUCUUGUAGGACAACCAAUGCAACAAGGCCUCCCUCCCCACCUAGUGGCUCUUCAGCCACCCCAUCUCCAACAACAGAUGCAACAACUGCCACCACUGCAGCAACAAGACCAUCAGUCACAAACACAACCAUUGGCACAGCCCCCACAACCAGCAACAUCUGAUCAACCGCAGCAAAAGGACAGCUCAAACAAGUUCAGUCAAGAACAGGACUCUUCUUCAAGGGAAGGCAGUGAAUUAUCAGAAAGGAAUCGGAAUCGCGAACGAAAUAGAGAUCGUGAUAGAGACAGAGAUAGAGACCGUGACAGGGACCGUGAUAGAGAUCGUGACAGGGAUAGGGACAGAGAAAGGAGUAGAUGGGGUGAUCGUGAUAGGGACCGUGACAAGGGUAGGGAUCGAGACAGGGACCGUGAUCGUGAUCGUGACAGAGAUAGGGAGAGAGACAGAGAUCGAGACUGGAGAGAGCCUCAGCAUCACAAUGAGGACCGUCAGCAAGUUCCUAGUCCAUGGACAGACCAGGUGCUACCUCAACAGCAGCAAGGAGAGAAGUCUGAGAAACCAAGUCUCCUGGACCGGCUGCGUAGCUUGGCCAAUGAUGGACACACUGGCAUUGACAGGGAUGACAACAGAAAUUCAUUUUGUGGUCGUGACUCAAGACCACCACCCCUAUCACGCCGAGACAGAAGUUCCUCUGCAGAGCAAAGCAGUGAGAGGGAGGGAUCUGCAUCUGGUCCAAAUGCCCCACCAUCUUUGUUGGAUCUCCCUAAAAUUCCUCCACCAGCAAUUCAGGAAGGUGGUUCUGAUAAUAGGAAAUCCCAUGGAACUGAGGGUCAUCAGGGACCUCCUGGACCACGGUUCCAGGGUGCUAGAGGGCCCCCUGGACCAGGUGGCCCUGUUUUCAGUCCAAGGGGUCCAGGGCCUGAUGGAUUCAGGCAACCAGGCCCAGGAUUCAGGCCUGAUAGUGUUCGGCCACCUGGUCCUUUCCCACGAGGCGGUCUACCUGAGGGCAUAGACCGGCAUCCUGAUGGAUUUGGACGUGAAAUGUUGCCCAGAGAUUCUCGGCCAGAAGAAUUUGAUUCAGAAAGGAAAGACUUUGAUUCUAGACAUCCACGACCAGAAGGUUUUGAGCCACAAGGGCCUAGACCUGAAGGUUUUGAGCAGCGGAUGCCUCACCCUGAUGAAUUUGAAGUUUUUGGCCCUAGGGGUCCCCCUCAUCCAGAUGACUUUGACAUUCACCCACCAGUCCCAGAUGAUUUUAAUCCACGAGGAAUGCAUCCAGAUGAAUUUGACCCACGUGGCCGACGACCUCCUGAUGGUUUUGAUCCUAGGGGACCCCCAAGAGAAGGAUUUGAUCCUCGGAUACCACAUCCAGAGGAUUUUGAUCCUAGGGGUCCUAGACCGGAUGGUUUUGACCGCAGGGGCCGGGGUCCAGGACCAGAGUUCUUUCCUUCUCGUCGUGAAUUUGGCCCAAGAGGAAUGAUGGGACCUCGGAUGGGUAUGGGCCCUGAUGGUUUUGGGCCACGACCUUUACUACGUGGACCAGGUAAAUAUCGUUUUCUUUUGUAUGAAAAUUAAACAAACUAACAACUU
Zootermopsis nevadensis is the source of this 3953-nucleotide messenger RNA. NCBI's taxonomy places the organism in Eukaryota, Metazoa, Arthropoda, Insecta, Blattodea, Termopsidae. The record is from RefSeq and is a predicted model, not a curated record.